AUGCCUCACAAACACAGACGCGUGGAGGAGGAUGAUACCCAGUUCAACCUUCCGCCCAACGUCCACGCCGCUCCCCUCGCCGUCGGCAAGGCGCGCACCUUCAGCACAGCUACCAAAGGCAAAAAGCGCAAAGUAAACCAAGUCGAAGGUUAUGGCGCAGACGACACCCCCAAGGCCUUCCAGCGGCUCAUGGCCUUCUCCCAGGGCGGAAAGAAGCGCUCAGGGCUCGACGACGGCACGGUGAAAAGCAAGAAGCAGAAGAAGCAAGCCGCAGCUGAGGCAUUGGAGAAGGACGAUGCAAACAACAAGAGCGAGGAGCAGGUGCAACCAACUACCGCACUGAAAAUACAACCUGGAGAGUCGAUGCACGAAUUCCGCGCGCGAGUUGACGCAGCGUUGCCCAUGUCAGGCAUCACUAAGUCCGGCAAAAAGGUCGCUGGUGUCAGCGAUCACAGAGUCACCAAGCACGAACGACAUCUCAAACGUCUACAAAAGGGAUGGAGGGAAGAAGAAGCGCGGAUACGAGAGAAGGAGAUGGAGGCAGCGGAAUUGGCAGAAGAAGAACAAGACGAGCUGGAUGCCAUGUGGGAAGACAAGACAUCCGACUUGCCAACUACACGAACAGUCAACGGCAAGACGAAGAAGGCGAAGAAGAACAAACGCAGGAAGCUGGCGGGCGAGAUAGACAAUGGCAGCGAAGACGAGUGGGAAGCUCUUAAGAAGAAGAGAGAGGAACGGAAGGGCUUGCACGACAUAGUUCAUGCACCGCCAACUUUCGACAAGGUGCCGAGAGAGAUCUUCAAGGUCAAGAACGGUGCAGGCGCCAAAGUCGGAAAUGUCCCCAAACUGGCUGGUAGCUUGAGGAAAAGGGAGGAGUUGGGCGAGGAGCGUCAGAAGAUGAUUGACAAGUAUCGUGAGAUGAUGGCUGCCAAGAGGGGGACGCAGGAGUGA
Messenger RNA from Alternaria novae-zelandiae, 951 nucleotides. RefSeq lists its product as uncharacterized. The record is from RefSeq and is a predicted model, not a curated record. The coding region runs from base 1 to 951 and encodes 316 amino acids. NCBI's taxonomy places the organism in Eukaryota, Fungi, Ascomycota, Dothideomycetes, Pleosporales, Pleosporaceae. The transcript is spliced from 2 exons.